Pieris rapae (cabbage white) is the source of this 2772-nucleotide messenger RNA. RefSeq names its product zinc finger protein 37. Gene Ontology annotation, molecular function: DNA-binding transcription factor activity; zinc ion binding; RNA polymerase II cis-regulatory region sequence-specific DNA binding. Lineage: Eukaryota; Metazoa; Arthropoda; Insecta; Lepidoptera; Pieridae. Gene Ontology annotation, cellular component: nucleus. The coding region runs from base 58 to 2562 and encodes 834 amino acids. The transcript has 15 exons. The record is from RefSeq and is a predicted model, not a curated record. Gene Ontology annotation, biological process: regulation of transcription by RNA polymerase II.
GCGGAAGUAGAUGACGCCAUAAAUCAUAAUUGAAUUGAGUGUUUUUAAUCUUCAAUAAUGGAAGUUUAUCUUUAUAAUUCUACAGUUUGCAGACUUUGUGGAGAAGAAAAUGAUAAUGGAACAUUAUUAUAUACUAAUGAGGAAUAUAAUCAAGAAUUAAGUGAAACAAUUAAUACGUAUUUGCCACUUAAGGUGUCUGAUGAUGGACAGCUACCUCGGACGAUUUGCCCUGGGUGUACUAUUCAGGUUGAGGCAACAGUAGAAUUUUUCAACCUUAUUAUUAAAGGACAGAAAAUAUUACGCGACUUACAUGAAAGAGAAGUAGAAUAUAGAAAAAGUAUUACAAAAGAAAUUCCUGAUACAGAAGUUAUUGCUGAAAAAAUUGUUUAUGAAAUAAAUACAAGUGAUGGAAUUUACCAUGUGGAGCAUCCAAUCAGCCUGCAGAUGGCGGGCUUGGAUAAGCCCAAGAGGAAAAGAGGUCGGCCCUCUAAGAAGCUCAAGACUCCCGAAGAGCUGGCUCAGGAGGCAGUCGCCGCCGUGGCGGCUAAAGAGGAGGAAGCCCGACAACAGGCUCAACGGGCUCAGGAAGAAAGUCAUGGGAAGAGAAGGAGAAAGAUGCCUACAAGGUUGAAAGGAGCCGUGCAGGGAAGGGAGCUCGAAAAGAUAUUCAUAGAAGAGGGCGUCAUAGACAGAGCGGAGUGCGACCCGGACGCCGCGGCGACCGAGGAGGACGGCGCUCCGACGGAGCCGGAGGUGAAGACCAUCGGACACGUCGCCUCCUCCGGGGAGCCGGUGGUGGUCAACACGCGCAAGGGCCGCGGCAGGCCCAAGGGAGCCGUGCGAGGCGCCGGGCAGCCGUCGCAGUGCGCCCUCUGCGGUCUGCGCUUCGCCUCCGCGGGCCGCUACAUGUCGCACUUCGCGUCGCACCAUCGCGACCCGCUCUCCGACCCCAAAAGCCCGAACAGACGACCACCGACGCCAGAGGAGCGAGAGCCUUCCAUGCCGAUCCCCAUCGAGAUGAAGGAAGAUCCGGACGCGCAACUGAACAAAGAAGCCGACGGAGCCAAUGCGGAGGAACCGCGUCCUCCGACGGAUCCGGCUCGGGAGGACAGCGAGGAGGAGGAAGGGGAGCCCUCGGGAGCUGGUAAAAAGCAAUUCAAGUGUCCCCAGUGCGAUAAGAAGUUCAGCAGCAAACAGAGCAAGUCCAUGCACAUAAAGGCCGUGCACCGCGGGGAGAGGCCCUACCGGUGCCUGGAGUGCGGGCUCUUCUUCGCCUACCCUCGCUCGCUGGCCCUGCACACCCUGGCGCAUCGCAGGAGACGCGCCGCCGCCGACGCCGGAUACGCCUGCGACGUCUGCCACAAGGUGCUGAGCCAUCCGUCGUCCGUGACGUACCACAAGCAGGCGGCGCACGGAGCGACCCAGUACGUGUGCGGCCAGUGCGGGAAACGCUUCCACCAUCGCCAGCUGCUGCAGAGGCAUCAGCUCGUGCACUCCAAGCGGCGGCCCUUCGACUGCGAGAUUUGUUCGGCGACGUUCAAGACGAAGGCCAACCUGCGCAACCACCUGCAGCUGCACUCCGGGGUCAAGAAGUUCUCGUGCGAGGUCUGCCACCAGCGCUUCUCGCACCAGACCAGCCUCACGCUGCACAUGCGCUGGCACACGGGGUCCAAGCCCUACUCCUGCGAGACCUGCGGCAAGAGGUUCAGCCAGAAGGGUAACCUGUCGGAGCACGAGCGCAUCCACACGGGCGAGAAGCCGUUCGCCUGCCCCCUCUGCCCCCGCCGCUUCACCACUUCGUCGCAGAGGCGCCUGCACGCGCGCCGGCACGGGAACGACACGGCGAAGAGGAUUCCGGCGCUCCGGCUCGGCCCCGAGCGGCCGACGGCGGCCCCGGCCCCGGAGCCCCCGAGCGACGACUCGUUUCCAGUCGGCGAGAAGGUGAUUUUGGUGAGCAAUCAGGAAGUGGGCGGCGACGUCAUCUACGUGACGUACGAGGCGUCCGACGCGUCCGCCUUCCGCGUCGUCCACCCGCGACAGGUACGACCGUCGUCCGGCGACCCGCGUCGGCCCCGUCGACGCGGGUCGCUCGAGUCCUCGAGUUGUGUUCGCAGGCGGAGGAGGCGGAGGAGACGGCGGAGGCGGUGGAGGCGGAGCUGGAGAACUGCAAGGUGGCAUCCACUUGCGAGUCGCCGGUCGACCGACUGGACUCGCUCCCGAUCCCGCAGGUCGGUAUUUUAUGUCACCAGUGAAGUUAGGCCAAUCGAAUACGAUCGAAGCACGUCCGUGGCGUUCGCAGAUCGCCGGAGACGACGCGGGCGGCGGUCCUCUGCGCCUGCGCAUGCGAGACGGCUCCGUGCUCGCCGUCACCUCGCUCGACGGAGAGACUCUGCAGAUCCUGACGCAAGACGGCCAGACGAUUCCGGUGGAGGUGAACGGGUACGACGAGGCCGCGGAGGGCGUGGCGGCGAGCGAAGGGGCGUCGAGCGAGCUCGAGGUCGACGGGGCCGAGUCCGCUCGGUACUUCACCAUCGUGUAGACUGUAGACGGACGCCCCCGUGAUAUUAGAUUCGUUAACGUUCUAUUUAAUUACAAAUUAUUAAUAUGAAUAAGAAGAGAUCUCGUUAAUUUAUAUAAAUAAUAAUUGUCAAUAAUAAUUAAUGUCAUGUCUCGCUCUCUCUCAUUUUAUGUCAAAUACAAAAUGUGUCCUGGUUUUAGAAUGCUUAAGAGUAAUCAAUGUAUUUAAUUUAAUCAAAAAGUGAUUUUUCUUGA